Molecule: messenger RNA, 798 nt
Organism: Ostreobium quekettii
Lineage: Eukaryota; Viridiplantae; Chlorophyta; Ulvophyceae; Bryopsidales; Ostreobiaceae
Source: the annotation of a GenBank genome assembly
AUGGUGACGAAGAAGAAGGUCGCCCCCGUGCCGGCGGCCGUCGCGAAGAAGACGGGCGGCGUGGCGAAGAAGAAGAAGGCGGAUCCUUAUGAGAACCUGUACGAGUCCAGGUCGAAGGCCGUUGGGCCCGGUAAUUACCCACCGCCAAAGCGCGACAUGCACAGAUGGGUUCGGUGGCCCAAGUACGUGCGGGUUCAGAGGCAAAGGAGAAUCCUGUGCAUGCGUCUGAAGGUACCGCCAGCCAUCAACCAGUUCACACACUGCCUGGACCGCAACCAAGCAAGUACCCUCUUCAAGCUGCUCAUGAAAUACCGGCCAGAGGACAGGAAGACAAAGCAGAUCAGGCUGCAACAAGAAGCGGAGCUGCGUGAAAAGCAAAUGGAGAUCGAGAAGAAAAAGCCCAUUGUGGUUAAAUUUGGUCUGAAGCAUGUCACUGCCCUGGUCGAGAAUGUCAAAGCCCAGUUGGUCAUCAUUGCGCACGAUGUCGAUCCUCUGGAGCUGGUCAUAUGGCUCCCUGCAUUGUGCAAGAAAAUGGGUGUACCAUACUGCAUAGUGAAGGGCAAGGCUAGGUUGGGCAGUGUUGUGCACCAGAAGACGGCUGCCUGCUUGGCCAUUACCAAUGUCAAGAAUGAGGACCAGAGGGAGUUUUCGAAGAUAGUCGAGACUUGCAAGGCCAUGUUCAACGAGGGUCCAAGGAUCAGCUGGGGUGGUGGUGUCCUGGGAAUGAAGUCACAGCACAAACUCAGGAAGAGGGAGAAGAUCCUGCAGAAGGAACUUGCACAGAGGAUGCAAGCAUAG